AUGAAAAUUAUGAGUAGUUCAAACAUUGUUUUUCAGAAGCAAUCGUGGCUGACGCAUCGCAUUUGGCUCAUCAUCAAUGCUAGAAGGAAGUGUCUUCGACUGUUGAGAGAGAGGAUCGAGACUUUCGAAAAAGUGAUCAAGGAGUUGAAAAUAGCGUACCACGUGCAAAAGCAGCCGGAGCAUGUGAAGACCAGGAAGGCAUGGGCUGAGGCUCAACUUCGCGCUCGCGUAGAACAAGAGAAAGAGCGACGUUUAGAAGAACUUCACCAACGGUAUGAGGCGGAGAAGAAAGAGAAAUCUGAAGAAAUGGAGAAAAGGCGGCAAAUGUUACGGAAGGAGCAGCAAGAAGUGGAACAACGUCUGCGUGGUUUGUUGGUUCUGGAGGGCAAAGCCACCGAAACUGUCGGCCAGUACCGACCUUCAUUGAUAGGCAGUCUGUCUGAGGUGGUUAUGCAUUCGGCCUUGUUCUAUCAUCCCAAGCCAGACAUGGUCAAACAGUACUAG
This is a messenger RNA of Ostertagia ostertagi, 504 nucleotides long. Lineage: Eukaryota; Metazoa; Nematoda; Chromadorea; Rhabditida; Trichostrongylidae. The record is from the annotation of a GenBank genome assembly.